UUACUUUGAAUGAAUUUUUAAGAAUAUUUGAGGACAGUAUUCAGUGAUGGCUGAACCACAAACCAGUAUCAACUAUGACUUUCCAUCUAUCCAUGAAAACCAGGAACUGCUCUAUGAAUCAUAUACAAGUUCACAAGACAGUGCUAUCAGAGUAGAGAUUUCAGAUGUUGAAAAGAGUGGGGAGUACUUUCUAACUGGAAUACUUCGUCGAUGCAAUCAGCAAGUUCUUAAACCGUACUGGCGUCUCUUAUUAUUUAUUGGUUGGCGUCCAUUUGCCCGAGAUCGAGUGCUUCAUCCAUCAUCUUGCAAAUGCUGGAAUGUUUUAUAUCCGUUACUUAUCACCUGUCUUCUCGUCUUUUCCUACGCUUACGAUAUCCUAGUUUGCGUGAGCGCACCAGUUCUUGAGAGUACCGUUUAUGAUCCACAAUCAGGUUCAUUAGCCAAUGCAACCACACCUUUCAGGAAAAACCUGUGUCACAAUAUGUUCUCAAUUGUCAUUAUGCCAAGCUGUCUCCAUUUUCUCGCUUUUUUGUACGGAUUUUGGUACAUACGCACCCAGGAAAAUGAACAGAUAUAUGCCUUGAUUGAACAAGUGUUUCUACAGGCCAAUUCCAAGGCACGAGGCAGUGUUACUCAGGCUACAGUUAUUAAAUCAUUAAGAUUCAUCCUGUUUUGUGGUGCUGUCUGGACUUUCGCAGCUCUCGGAAUCAAUGUCCUUUAUGUUCGUGCAUUUGGUUUUGCUAACGUCACAAUAGCAACAAAUAGAAAUGAAUUAUUGACUGCUUCUUUACUGGUGAUUGACCUUGUGGGUAGUACGAUCCAACAUCUGAUUAAUACAGCCAUAGUGGUCAAUUUCACAGUUCAGUGCGAGGUCAUUAUAUAUUAUAUGAGGAUAAUCGGGACCAGAAUGCAGGAGAAGUCAUCUGAACUAAGAACUAUUAUGAACGAUAUUUUGAGAGUAAAGCAGUCUAUAUCAAGACUUAAUGGACCAAUCGCAAACAUGACAUCCCUGUCUAUCUUCUACUUUAGUCUCCGCUUUAUUAUUGGACUGUGCCUUCUGAUCUUAAACGAUGAUCGUCGUCUAGUGGUCUGGUCUUACUGGUCAACAUAUUGCCUUAUUUGGUUUGUUAUCAUGGUGUGUCCUCUCUUUCAAGCAGCCCGAGUUAAUGCUACUUGUGAUAUGUACAAACAAGAAGGUCAUGAGGUCAAAGUUUUUGGCUACCUGUCCAGCACCCAAGUUGAACUAGAUUCAUUUCUGCUGUUCAUAACAAGUGCUAAACUAAAGGUGAAGCUAUUUUGCAUGCCAAUAAAAAAGUCCUACAUCUGUGGUGUGUUUAUCAUUGGUCUCUUAAGCCUGGCUAUCCUGCUUCUAACAAAAGUUAUCAAACCUGUGGAUACUCUUUUUUUUUAGUUUAAAUGUUGGCAAUGUACGUCCUUGCUCGGGACAUCCUCUACUUCACUACGGUACAGAUGGGUACAUUUGUGUAAGUUCGUCAUAAUUAAAUUGCAGUGGCGGAUUCAAGUGGGGCCCAGCCACUCCCUCCUCGCAUCCUAAAUUUUUCAAAAUGAUAACAAAAAUUAGAGAAAAAAAGAAAAUUAUAUUCAAGUUUAAGUCUGCUAUUUCUGGCCAUCUAGAGAUGCCAUAAUCAUAAAUUUUCUUAGCUUAGCCCUAAAUAUGUUGGGGCUGAAGUGAUAUAGGCCUCCAUCUGUGAAGCCCUUCACUGGGCACCCUCUAUUUGGAAUUGCUGGAUCUGCCACUGAAUUGAUUAUUAUUUGUUUACUAUUAGCUAGAUUGGUUAAAAAUAAAUGAUUUUAGACAUUUGUAAAAGCACAAAUAGAUCUACAGUAUCUCAGUCAGCAUUAUAAGUGUUUGAUUGUACCUCAAUAAACAAUGAGCGGUCCAUGAACACAAAAUUCUAGUCCUUAGACGAGACUUUUCCAUACCUUGUUUCGUGAAUUUAUUCUUUUAGAGAAAGGCGGAAAAAAAAUAAAAAUUAAAAA
Molecule: messenger RNA, 2001 nt
Organism: Anneissia japonica
Lineage: Eukaryota; Metazoa; Echinodermata; Crinoidea; Comatulida; Comatulidae
Exons: 10
Coding region: 47-1411 (454 amino acids)
Source: RefSeq, a predicted model, not a curated record